Amoebophrya sp. A120 is the source of this 1289-nucleotide messenger RNA. The record is from the annotation of a GenBank genome assembly. Lineage: Eukaryota; Dinophyceae; Syndiniales; Amoebophryaceae.
AGUAAGGCGGACGGGGAUCGCGACCAGCAGCACUUUUAAAGCAGAGAGUGUCGAGAGGAUCAUCUAAACUUGCGGUACUAGAGGGAAACAACAAUUAAAAUGCGGCUGUUGCUUGUUGCUGCGACGUCGUUUGCUUCAUGUGCGGUGGCGCAAAUGUUCCAGCCGGCAGCUCCAGUGCUCCCGGCUUGCGAGGGAAUCACGUGUGGCUCUAUCUCCUGCCCGGCCCCCUUCGAGUUUAAAUCCGCCCAAGACGCCGGAACCUGCUGCCCGGUCUGCUUUUCGGAAUCGGUAUGUGGUCCAUGUUUGUUGAACUUGAAACCACUGUAUAAAUGCUUUAAACCGUGAUGGCGUUCUUGCCCUAAUAGCGUGUUGAGGUUCGGAAUGCGCAUGGAGCAAGAGAAUCUCUGCGAUAAAACCCAACCCAAUUCUACAAUCUUUUUCAAAAAAAAAAAUUGUACUCGUUACCGAAAUAUUCAAAUUCAGGUCGUAAUCCCCGGCAAGACCCCGGAGCUCGCCAAGGGCGCCGAGACGCACCCGAAUGCCCCGUCCAGCUGCUUUGAUCCGGUCCCGAUUUUCUGCCCACCGCUCAGCUGCCCCAUGGGUACCAAGGAAACCUACGAGGAGGGGGACUGCUGCAAGAUGUGCAGCGUCGCCUAAAUGAUCGCUGAAGGUGGAAACAGUAGAUAGACGACAUCUCGAGGGAAAUCGACUGAGACAGUUGAUUUAGAUACUAGUGCGGCGGGUUCUUUAGUCUUCUUUUCACACGUCACUCACACGUUUCACCCUGAGCUUUUAGGAGUAAGUAUAUAUAAAGUAGAUGAGCCCUUAUUUGAACGUUUUUGUUUCAGUUUCUUUUCCAACUCGUGUAAUUCUAGUUCAAUCUCCCCUUCACUACAUGAAUCCCUGUGUCGCUUUUUCACUCGGUGACGAGAAUACUUUCUACAUGAAAACUAAAUGAAAGUAAUACUUGUUUUGUCAAUUCUAAAAAAACGUUCUUGCGGCGGAGUGCAAAUGUCCCUCUAGAAGGAGAAGAGCGUUGGAGCCAAUUGCUUGAGACUUUUGACGUAUGACACGAUGGCCAGACGACAGGAAUGGUCACAGAGUGGCGGUUUUGAGGCAGGGUGCUUGUAGUUCUUUUGGGGAGAAGCAAAUGUGGUGAGAGAUCUUUCCUAAACAUAGCGAAUUUUCCAAAGCAGGAAAGCAAUCAUACUGCCAAGCACCAGCGCGUGAUUUUGGCUGUUGAAUUGAGGACGCAAUUUAGAUAGUGUUCAGCCACGCGUUGAGGGAGG